AUGUCAGCCGGAGCGCCCAAACACGAUCAAUGGCAGUGGGAGAAUGCCACCGCUGGCGCCGCCGCCGGAAUCGCCACAGUCACCGUCAUGUAUCCCCUCGAUGUUGUCCGCACUAGGUUUCAAGUUAACGAUGGUCGAGUCUCUCAUCUUCCCCGUUACAAGAAUACCACUCACGCCGUUUUCACUAUUGCUCGCUCCGAGGGAUUAAGAGGGUUAUAUGCAGGCUUUCUUCCUGGGGCUCUCGGGUCCACUAUUUCAUGGGGUUUAUAUUUCUUUUUCUAUGAUAAAGCCAAACAAAGAUAUGCAAGGAACAGGGAGGGGAAGUUGAGCCCAGGUCUUCAUCUUGCCUCAGCUGCUGAAGCAGGAGGUUUGGUUUGCUUAUGCACAAAUCCUGUUUGGCUAGUAAAGACAAGAUUGCAGCUUCAAACUUCGCUUCAUCAGACACGACCAUACUCUGGGCUUUAUGUUCCCAAUGGAACCAAUAGUAGAGAGUAUAACACCAUAUCGAGGGAGGAAGGAUUUAGUGCACUUUACAGAGACAUUGUUCCAGAUGCAUUUAGGACCAUUUUGAGGGAAGAAGGAUUUAGGGCGCUUUACAGAGGGAUUGUUCCUGGUCUAUUUCUGCAGGUCUCUCAUGGUGCUAUUCAGUUCACAGCAUAUGAGGAGCUACGUAAAGUUAUUGUUGAUUUUAAAAGUAAGAGAAGUACAGAACACAAUCAAAGUCCUGAUACAUUGUUGAAUUCUGUUGAUUAUGCGGUUCUUGGAGCAACAUCAAAACUAGCUGCCAUACUGCUAACUUAUCCAUUUCAGGUUAUGCGGUCUCGCUUGCAGCAACGACCUGGUGGUGAUGGCGUUCCAAGAUAUAUGGACACUUGGCAUGUUGUGAAAGAAACUGCACGUUUUGAAGGCGUCCGAGGUUUUUACAAAGGAAUUACUGCAAACCUCUUGAAGAAUGCUCCUGCUUCUUCAAUAACAUUUAUUGUUUAUGAAAAUGUUAUAAAAUUGCUUAAACCGACUAGAAGGAAUGACUGA
This is a messenger RNA of Sphenostylis stenocarpa, 1032 nucleotides long. NCBI's taxonomy places the organism in Eukaryota, Viridiplantae, Streptophyta, Magnoliopsida, Fabales, Fabaceae. The record is from the annotation of a GenBank genome assembly.